CCCUGACGAGCCCGCCCGUACAGCAGCAGCAGCCGCAGCAGCAGCAGGUCGAGUCGAGGCGCAUCGGGUCGCUCCUGGUUCAUUUGGGGUCCAUCCAACGGACGGGACCGUUGAUCAGGCUCGGGGUACCGCAUUGGGCGUGGUGGGUCAAAAAAUACCUUCUUCGAGCGGGUUUGGAGCAGGUGAGCCCGGGGGCUGUGCGGUGCAAGUUGAUCACCGCACUCCGCCCGGCACCAUGCUCGAGACGGAGCUCGCCGCGGGACUGUCCUCGCUGGCGACGCUGGAUCAGGUGCAGCUGUUGGGCCACGAGCCCCUGCAACAGCUCUUUCGUGCCAUCGCCGCCAAGUUUGACCAGUAUGACCGCCUCCUGGUGCCUGGCAAGGCACCGACAGCCGCCGGCACCGGCGGCAGCAGCAGCAGCGGAUUGGUCGUACUCGAGCGUCAGCAAUAUGAAGCGCUUGAGCAUCGGCUCGAGACCCUGGAAAAUGCUCUCGUGCAAUCGCGCGUCCAAGCCAUUGCUAGCUCCCCGCUGGCUCAAAUGGCGGCCGACAAGCGCCACAACCUCCGCCUGGAAGACCAUGUGAUCCCACUCAUCAAACUCGAUAGCCAGAUCAAGGGCUGCCGCACCGGCGUCGAAGCCAACGCCGCUGGCGUCGAAGAAGUGCGCGAGAGCGUCGCCCAGGUCGCCGAGGCUCUGCAUGCAGAGCUGCAGCGCGAGCUGGCCCGCAUGGCCACCAAAGAGGAGCUCAGCGCUGUCGAAGCCCGCGUGGACGCCGUUGAUACCCGCGUGACUCAGAAUGAAGCGGCCGUGACUCAGAUCAAUCAACGCAUCGUCAACCUCGAAAGCCAGAUUGCCGCCUUGGCCACUAGAGCUGCCAACUUGGAGGACGGCAUGCUUGAAGUCCAGCGCGAAGCUCGCCAGCUGCGCGACACCGUUGACACUGUCACCGAACGCGUAGGCUCCAUUGAACGCCAAAUGCAGGGCCUGCAAACCCUCAGCGAGAAGCUGGCUGAGCUCGAAGACCUGGUCAACGAUGCCGCCACAAAAACAGAUCUCGAACAACUUCGCCACGACUUGACGCACACGAUGACACAGCGACUGGACGGCAUGCAGCGGCAGUUCAACACUUUGGAGAACAAACUGGAGGAGCACGAUUCUGAAGUACAGGAAAUCCGGCAAGGCCUGGACAAGGCCAACUUUAACAUUCAGCGCUUGGGAGCCAUGCAAAACAGCCUGCAACAAGCUAUGGCAAGCAAUGUGGCGGCUCGGCCCGCCUCUGGCCACGCCGGGCCCACAAACGCUAGCUCGCGCGCAGCUUCAGCUGCUACCGCAGGCGCCAGUACCCACGGCGGCAGCAUGGGUGGCAUGGCCAGCAACAGCGUCAGCGGAGGUACCAGCGUUGGCUUUGCCAUGGGCGGUAGCAACCUGGGUGGCGGCAGUUUGGGUGGUGGUAGCCUGGGCGGCGGCGGCGGCGGCGGCCUGGGCGGCGGCGGCUUUUUUGGUGACGAUAUUUACAAAACCUUGGAUGUCAUGCAACGUGAAAUUGUGGCGCUGAAGGAAGCGGUGAGCCUUGUCUCGGAGGAUUCGGCCGCUGCCACAGAGGAGGCCAUUUCUGUAUUACAGGCGCGGGUUGAGGAGCUUCAAACGGCCAAGGCCGACCGUUCGGCGGUUGAACGUGCCCUGCAGGUCAAAGCCGAUCGCGAUGCGGUGGCUCGUGACACCGAGCGCAACCUGCGCGCGGUUGAUGAGGCCCUGACCGUCAUGAAUGCAGGCACCCAGGGCGUACAGCAACUUUUGGAUCAACAGGGCGAGAUGGUGACGGCAUUGACAACGCGUCUCGAAGACAAACUGGAUCGCCGCGAGCUCGAGUCCCUCAAGGCCAAGCUGGCGGCCGUCAGCCAGGGCUCCCACAAGUCACCCGAGGAAAUUCGUCAGCAACAAGAGGCCAUCUACGGCCAGUAUGGCAUUUCGCCCGAGGAUGCCGCUGGCAUGGCACGGCAAAUGGACCCAUAUCGAUGCAUUUCGUGUAACCAUCCACUUCAACCACGCGGCCAGGACAGCGCACCGACCUUGCCCUUGAUGCCACCCACGGGCGAUCGCAAGACGCCCUAUGUGGCCGCACGCAAAGGUGGCACUCGGCCCAAGAGUGGUAGUGUCGGUAGCUCUAGCCAGGUUCCCGUCGAGGCCUCUAGGACUGCGACGGCCGUGAUUGGCGAUGACGGCCGGAAAGAAGAAGCCAAGAAAUUCGUGUUAAAGCACUUUCCAAAGGCUUGGGACAAGGUGGGCGAGAUCAACCUCUUGCAAGCUGCCUAUGAGGCGGUGGCCAAGACCCUUGGCGUGGCAGAAAGCCUAAACAUCAGCCAAGACGACAUCUAUCCCAAAGAAUGGUGGACCGAGGUGUUCAAGGUUGAGAAGCUUUUGAAAAAGCCGAGCAACGUCAAGGCCAUUGUGAUGGGGGCGGACCCACCGGGCAAUUUAUGGGGACCGCAUGCGACGGGUGUCGCGUUUCAUCUGCCAUAUGCUCAGAAGAAGAACAGCGUUCUACAGGCGAUGUUGGAAGAGUACGGCAUUGACUGUUUUGGCGACAAUGCGCGCACAUGGACUAAGAACGGAGUUGCCUUUGUCAAUUUUGUCCGGACGAUCCCAUUUGGUUCAAAGUCUUUGAAUGCUAACCCGUUCCUUCCAUGCUGGGAGGGUUACACAAUCAAGUUUCAGGGCUACACGGCUGACAACAAGCUUCAGGUCAUCUGGUUUAACCUGCGCAAAGCCGAUCACAAGUUCAACUACGACUUGGGCUCAAAACUUGGUGAAGACCGUCUUGAUGUCAUUCGAUGUGCGCACCCAAGCGACAAAGUCGUGAAUUCUGGGUCCAUCUCAAAAUUGCUUGCUUUUUUCGACAAGUUAAAGAGCAAGAGCGGUUCCGCUCACCUGCUCACGGACAAGACAGUGGCAAUGCUGAAGGCACUGAAGGCGUUGUCCGCAGCAAGUCUGAAAGAAAAUGAUGAUGCUGCAAAGGUGAAAAAUGCACUGCCAAUGAUCUGCCAGCAAAUGAUGCUUGCUUCUGCAGCCAGUCAAAUGCAAGCGACACUCGGCGAAUUAUCAAAGUCGACGGCGGACAAGGGACUGCAAUUUGUUUAUCUUCAAAGCUUAGCGCAACCAACAGUCUUUUCGGAGACUCAAAAGGAGGCUCAACGAUAUUUUACGAACAGACAAUUGGCAGCAACUACAACAGAUGCAGAAGCAGCAGCAAUAGCGGCAGAAGCAGCGGCAAAAGCGGCAAAAGCGGCAAAAGCGGCAAAAGAUGCAGCCGGCACCUUAUACCAGAUGACGCAAAUGCAACAGCAGCAGCAAAAGCAGCAAAAGCAAAAGCAACAAAAGCAGCCAAAAAAGCAGCCAAAAAAGCAGCAAAAGCAGAAGCAGCAGAUGCAGCAGAAGCAGCACAAAAUUCAGCAGAAAAAGUACUACAACAAAUGCUGGCAAGAAAAGAGCGUAGCAGCAUCAACAGUCAGCUUCACCGACAUCGAUCAAAUGGACGUGGAUCGCCUCACGUCGCGCGCUCGCCGUGCCAUCGAGAUGGAUCGGCAACAGCUCCAGCGUUGGUUUUAUUUUUUUGUCGGAAUCCCACCCCCUCUUGUCGCCAUCACCCUGUCACAGGCGAGAAAACUCAUGCCAUUGAUUGCCCACAACAUUUUCCAGAGACCAACCCUCUGCUGGGAGGCAGUGAGCGUGCAGGUGCAACCCCUUCGCGAAAUCGCCAUGCAGCCGACGCACACGCUGGCCAAAAUCCCUUGCUCGGAGGAAGCGAGCGCCAAGCAGCCCCUCCUGUCCAACCAAACGCAGCCCCGGCCGCCAACGCCAGCCCAGCUCGUGCGCAUGACCAACGUCAGCACUACCGUGCCCAAGAGGAAGCAUAUCGAUCCAACCACGAGUUUAACGAACCCCCGCGCCCUUCUUCUGAUCGACACGCGGCGCCAACAACGACGCCAACCGUCGCGUGAUUAUUAUGAGCCAUCACGCCGGGGGGACGAAUAUCCUCCGCCCUCAUCGGGCUAUCGUGAGCGCGAGCGCUACGACUACGCCCCUCGCCCCAGCUCACGCGACUAUCGCGACUCACGCGACUAUCGCGACUCACGUGACUAUCGCGAUUCCCGAGACCCCCGCGACCGCUUUGAUCCACGGGACCGCCGUGACUACCAUGAGCCACGCGAAGAGCGUUAUGAUUCUCGCUCAGCUCGAGAUGAUAGGCAGAGUCGAGGCGGAGAUGAGCGAUCCGGUCCAGGUUAUCAGUUUGAGCCGGGCCGCCAGCCGUCCCGGGGCGCUGCUCGUCCUGGCACCGUCUCAGGACGCGCAAAGUCCCCCGCCCGUGAAGAGCCACAAGCACGCAGCACGCCUCAAGCUGACAGCUACUUUGGUCCCUCUGGUGGCGCUCAAAAUGCCCGCUCCAAGAAAGAGGCAUACGCUGAAGAACUUCGACAGCAAAUGGAGCUGGAAAAGCAGCGCCGCGAGAUUGAGAAACACGGAGGCGUUGCGAGCCGUGAUCCCUUUCAUCCUGAAAUGAGCAAAUUUGUUGAUCGCACGGCAGCGGCACCUGAGCAGCCGAGCAACCAUCAACCGCGCAACGGCCGCCGCGAGCCCGCGUCCCCAGCUGCAUAUCGUCCCUCUUCACGGCCCACCUCACGUCAAGGCGGCGAGCGCCCGCCCUCACGCCCCAUGUCACGACAAGGCGCACCAUCGCGGGGCUACAUGGGUGCAGACCCUUAUAUGCAAGCCCCACCGGGCUACGGUGGCAUCGGUCAAGGCUAUCCCGCCCCUUACAUGCCCAUGAACAUGCCACCCCCCAUGAACCCCAUGGGCGGCAUGCCGUACAUGAACAUGUACAUGCAAGGCAUGCAGGGCAUGCCUGGUAAUCCCUACUUGGGUGCGCAGCCGUCGGCCAUGGCCAUGAACGGCAUGUAUGGAGGCAACGGCAUGGGCAUGCCUCCAACAUCUUUUUCAGGCAAUGGUUCAAAUCAAGCAGACCCGCGCCAAAUGGCUGCUCACAUGAAUAUGGCUCCUCAAGCGCCAAAUUCCAUGGCCCCUGCCGCAGCACCAGAGGCCCAUGCUCAACACGCAGAUAAUGUGCACGGUGCCGACCACGGUCAGGCUCACCUCGAUUCACCACAACAUCGUCGCGGUCCUGGGGAGGGGCGUGCGCCCCAGUCCAAGAUGUCCUAUGCCGAGGAAUUACGGGCUCAGAUGCAAGCCAAGCAGGCUCGCGACCAAGCGCGAAAGACGGAGCAAGAAAAAUGGGAAUUGAAGAAAGAGCAGGAGAUUGCGGAGUACAAUCCCUGGGGGCGGGGAGGUGCCGGUGCUCCCGUCAAGAAGAACGGCGUCGUGCAGACCAUGCGCAUGGCGCUCCAGCCCAACAUGCAAAUGCGGCUGCAGGCGCAGGUGCUCCGAAUCAAGGUCAGCAAGCUUCUGAACUCGUCACUCGCCCAGCGCACGGUAAUUCUCAUUCACAACAAACAAUGUGCAGCCUAUGCGCCAGGUCCGGGUCAGCCCCAGCAAUCGAUGCAACAAACCGCACCCCCUCCUGCUGACGGCGUAGCGCCAAGCGGUGCUGGGCCGGCGGGCAACAAGAUUACCCAAUUGUCGCAGCCAGGUGAUGACGAAAAGCGCCGGGCCAAGGAGCAAAAUCAGGCCUUCUUACGGCAACAAAUCGAGGAAAAAGAGCGGCGCAAGAGGGAGGAAGAAGCCCGUAUCAAAUUGGAGGAGCAACGGGAGGCCGAGCGCCUCGAGCGCGAUCGCGCCCGGCUUCAGGAACAGUUUGAAGAGGAGCAGCGCAAACUGCGUGAAAAGGAAGAGCAAACUCGUCUGGAGAACGAGAAACAGAAGCAAGCGGCCGAGGAAAAGCGUCGGAAGAUGCAGGAAAUGCAGCAGCAGCGGGAGGCCGAGGCUGAAGCGAAACGACAACGCGAACAAGAGGAAAUGCGCAAGCAACAAGAGGCAGAGAUGGCCGCAGAAAAAGCACGCCAGGCGGCCCCAUCUGCGUCGCAACGGCCUCGAUCGCCGCCCAUUCCUACCAUGCAGCAAAACAACGCUGCAGCACAGAGGCCCGCCUCACCACCGAUUCCGGCCUUGCAAAAGGCGGUUCAACGCCCGGCCUCGCCUCCAAUUCCUGCAUUGCGGGAGCGCAAUAGCCGCCCGGCCUCCAAAUCAUCCCGGCCUCCCUCGCAGCCACGCAACAUGGCUGCCCAACGACCGCCUCCACGCCCGCCAAGUCAGACCGCAUCUGCGCGGGGCGGCAACAUGUCGCGUCAGGGGACGCUCAGCUCCAGUUUGACUCAGGAUACGGCAAACGUUGUGUCAAAGCUGUCUGAGCUGCGUGCCAAGUUGGCUGCGGAACAGCGCAAGGUGGAUAUAACGGUGAAGCAAAAUCAGGAGCAUGUGCACAAAAUUCAAGAGAGGCAGCGGCAACCCUCAGCUGGGCCAGCGCAGGCGCCGGUGGACAUGUUUGAGCGUGCGCGCCGCUUGACCCGUUCGCGACAGGCCGCGGGGGAGCGACAGACCAAUGGCCUCGGGGCUACGCAGCCCAAUGGUGAUUCGAAGGCACUGGACGAGUUUAACCGUUUGAAAUACGGCAAAGGGGAGGACUCGGCAGCCAAUCGUGAACUCAAAAAGAUGUUUCCGACGCCGCCUUCCGAUCAGAGUUCGCUCGACAUUCAGCAAAAGGCACUCAUUGACCAACAGACGCUUGAAUUGGAUCGCCUCCGGCAAGCACUGAAGGAGUCGGAGCAAAAUAUCACCGAGCCUCUGCCCUUGGCAGAUCGUAGCGUCACGACGUCUUCCUUCAAUGUGGAUGCUGUGGAACAGCACAACCUCGAGCGCCUUCGCAAGUUGACACGAGAGCAGCAAGGGGCGCGUGCGGAGGAUCCGGAGGCGUUGAUUCAACGGUUCUUGAAUCGACAACGGUUGGACGAUGACCAGGAUCUGGCCUUGAAUCUUAAUGCCGAUGAUACGCGUAGUCUGCAUGCAGAUUCAUCCUUUUCGCCCGUCAAUUAG
Molecule: messenger RNA, 7042 nt
Organism: Monosiga brevicollis MX1
Lineage: Eukaryota; Choanoflagellata; Craspedida; Salpingoecidae
Exons: 39
Coding region: 236-7042 (2268 amino acids)
Biological process (GO): positive regulation of cytokinesis
Cellular component (GO): centrosome; microtubule; spindle pole
Source: RefSeq, a predicted model, not a curated record